Molecule: messenger RNA, 4065 nt
Organism: Engraulis encrasicolus (European anchovy)
Lineage: Eukaryota; Metazoa; Chordata; Actinopteri; Clupeiformes; Engraulidae
Product: small conductance calcium-activated potassium channel protein 2-like
Exons: 9
Coding region: 1-3840 (1279 amino acids)
Biological process (GO): potassium ion transmembrane transport
Cellular component (GO): neuronal cell body; neuron projection; plasma membrane
Molecular function (GO): small conductance calcium-activated potassium channel activity; calmodulin binding
Source: RefSeq, a predicted model, not a curated record
AUGAGGCUUGUUCUGGUCAAACCUACCAAUGAGACGCACCGCUUCGACUCAACUGGGGCUGAACGCAGCGCAGGCACAGGCGAAGAAGGGGUGUCGGGUCAGUGCACCGCUGAGCAGCAGCAGCGGCAGACGGAGGCAGAGCGCGGCGCAGGUGCUGUGGGGGUGUUGGGGAUGCAGCAUCACUGCGCUGGAGUUGGGAACCAGCCGGCUCAACCCACUCAGGAGCGGACGGGCGUGCAGCUGUUGACCAGCGCAACUCCUCCUACCCCUAUUCCUACUCGGCCAGGGCUGAGUCAGAGUCAGGGCGCCCCGGCGUGCGGCGGCUUCCCACCGCCUACUCCGCUCACGACGACUACGACGCACAGUCACAACCAAUCGCGCCAAAUCUCCACCACUUUGUCGCGGCACGGUCAACAGGACCUACCCAGCCCGCUACGCACCCAGGAAACCUGUCUGAACGCGGCUGAACUACAGCGGGGCGGUUCACCGACGGGCAAGAGUCACGGAGGAGACCACCAUCACCACCACCACCACCAAAGCAGGCACUCUGACCAGGGCAGCGCCAAGUUGCACCAUCACCACCACCACCAUCACCACCACUCCUCCUGGAGUCGGCAACAAGGGGGAGCGGGGAGCGCAGGAGGAGAGUCGCAGCAGCCCUCAGAGCAGCUGCCCGCGUACCAGGAGUCUCCCUAUGGAAGAUUGCCCGAAGAGGGAAACAACUCCGGUUGCCAACAACACUAUCCGUCGCGGUGCGCCCACACCAACACAGACUCCCCCGAGCUGUACUCCCGAAGUAGUCAGUCCAGAGGCGGAGAACAACAACAACAGUGGCAGAAAGCCGCCAACUGCCAACAACACGAGCAACUGGCGUGCCCCUGCAGAAGCAGAGAGCCAGCUCACAACAAGCUAUCGCAGCAUCAACAGCAGCACCAUCACCACCACCACAGCAACCACUAUAAGCUACAGCAGCAGAGCGCCUCGGGUGCCUCUACCGCCGCCACAAACUCUCAGAGUCUCGGCAAAUGUCAGGUGAGUGACGGCAGCAGCCAGCAGCAGCAGCAGCAGGUAGUUUUGUUUCAGGCGGCGGCGACCGCGGCAGCAGCAGGGGAUUCGCUACCGGGCUCGCAGCCGUUGCAGGCGCAGCAACAGCGACUGGUUGGGAGCAGUCACCCAAACUGCUGCGCCAAUGGAUCGCGGGAGCUGAUCAGACAACAGCCCUUCCCUCUGCAGCCGCACCAGCACCAGCCUUCCGACUCGCACGCACAGUGGCAGCCGCAGCAGCAAGCGUGCGACAGUGACUGCCGGCGAACUGGUGAACACAACUACACGUCUGGUUCGCGACACUGUCAGCAGCAGCAGUCCUCCUCCGCCUGCUCAAACGGCAGAUGCCCGGGGGGAGUGAGGUGCCCAUCCGCGGGAAGCAGCAUCAGAAGCGGCCGGCCUCACUCCACCGACAGCCGUUUGUGGUUGGAAAACAACCACCUGCAAGAGGGGACGCAAAGGAGUAGCAAAGGGCAUAAGGCGUAUGCGGAGGCUCGUAAGCUGAGCCAUGCGGGCUCCCAGCCCUGCCUGUCCCCCAGUGCACGCGCCUGCUCCGACACCGCCAUGAGCGCGGCCGGCUGCCGCUAUGGCAACGGCGGCGUGGGCGUGGCCGGCCGGGCGGCAGGGGGAGGCUGCAGCGGAGGAGGAGGAGUCAGAGGAGGCGGAGGAGGAGGCGCCGGGGGGAGCCUGGGACGAGGCUGCCUUGGCGGCGGUGGAUUCGGAGGAGGCGCAGGAGGUGGAGGAGGAGGAGGGUUCGGAGGAGGCUUCGCCGGAGGAGGGGGUGGGGGAGAAGGAGGACGGGUGUCGGCGUCGGCGACCGCCACCACCGUGUCCGCGUCCCGCCGCAAUCUCGCCGAGCUGGACUCGGAGACGCAGCCGCCGCCAUUACAGCCGCAGCCGCAACCGCUCCACACGCACUACAGCUCUGCCGGCAGGCUGGAGCCGCUCCACACGCUGCACAGCUCCACAGGGAGGCUGGAGGUGGUGGUGUCUAAGGGGCCCGGCGGCAGCAGCGACGACCUGCUGUACCAACACCACCAUCAGCACCACCCGCACCAACACCAACACCAACACCCGCACCAACCGCUUCACCACCACCUCCAGCACCAGCACCACCACCACCGCCAGGCCUCCUGCGAGAGCCUGCCCAGGGACGGUGGAGGGUGCGUGGGCAUGGGGAUCGGCGGGAGCAUGGGUGGUGGCGUGGGAGGUGGAGGUGGUGUUGGGGGUAGCCCCGGAGGAGGAGGUGGAGGAGGUGGGGAAGAGGAGGAGGACGUGCCCAGCAGGAGCAGGGGGAGCGUGCGGGCCGCGCAGAAGAAGAACAAGGACAUCGGCUACAAGCUGGGCCACCGGAGGGCGCUGUUCGAGAAGCGCAAGCGGCUCAGCGACUACGCGCUCAUCUUCGGGAUGUUCGGCAUCGUCGUCAUGGUCACCGAGACGGAACUCUCAUGGGGGGUCUAUUCCAAGGAGUCGUCCUAUUCAUUUGCACUGAAAUGCCUUAUCAGCCUGUCCACUGUUAUACUGCUGGGUCUCAUCAUCAUGUACCACGCCAGGGAAAUACAGCUCUUCAUGGUGGACAACGGCGCGGACGACUGGCGCAUCGCCAUGACGCAGGAGCGUGUCUUCUUCAUCGCGCUGGAGCUCCUGGUCUGCGCCGUGCACCCCAUCCCCGGCCACUACGUCUUCACCUGGUCGGCGCGGCUGGCCUUCACCUACGCGCCCUCCGUUGCCGACGCCGACGUGGACGUCCUGCUCUCCAUCCCCAUGUUCCUGCGCCUCUACCUGAUUGGCCGCGUCAUGCUCCUGCACUCCAAGCUGUUCACCGACGCCUCCUCGCGCAGCAUCGGCGCGCUCAACAAGAUCAACUUCAACACGCGCUUCGUCAUGAAGACGCUCAUGACCAUCUGCCCCGGCACCGUGCUGCUCGUCUUCAGCAUCUCCUCCUGGAUCAUCGCCGCCUGGACCGUACGCGUCUGCGAGAGGUAUCAUGACAGGCAGGAGGUGACGAGCAACUUCCUGGGUGCCAUGUGGCUGAUCUCCAUCACCUUCCUGUCCAUUGGCUACGGGGACAUGGUGCCCCACACCUACUGCGGGAAAGGAGUCUGCCUGCUCACCGGCAUCAUGGGUGCGGGCUGCACAGCGCUGGUGGUUGCCGUGGUUGCCAGGAAGCUGGAGCUCACCAAGGCGGAGAAGCACGUCCACAACUUCAUGAUGGACACGCAGCUCUGCAAACGAGUGAAAAACACGGCUGCUAACGUUCUCAGGGAAACGUGGCUCAUCUACAAACACACCAAACUGGUGCGCAAGAUAGACCACGCCAAGGUCCGCAAACACCAACGCAAGUUCCUCCAGGCCAUUCACCAGCUCAGAAGUGUGAAGAUGGAACAGCGAAAGCUGCACGAUCAGGCAAAUACGCUUGUCGACCUAGCCAAGACCCAGAAUGUGAUGUAUGACCUGGUGUCGGAGCUGCAGGAGCGCAGCGAGGAGCUGGACAAGCGCAUCGGCACCCUGGAGGAGAAGCUGGACGUGAUCGGCGGCAGCCUGCAGACGCUGCCCGGCCUGCUGUCCUCCUCCAUCCUGCAGCAGCAGAGGGACUUCCUGCAGGGCCUGGCGCACCGCGUCGUCCAGCAACAGCAACAACAGCAGGUGGUUCAGCAGCAGCAGCAGCAGCAUCAGCAGCAUCAGCAGCAUCAGCCGCGGCCCGCAUCCCAGGCCUCCGAGAGGUCGUGGACGCCCACGCGGCAGAGGAGGCGAUCGCCAUCCACCGCACCACACACCUCCUCCGACAGCGGAUAGCAGCGGUUGGACUUGGCUGGACUUGGCUAAAGUGGACAUAGAGACAUGCGACAUGACACAUACGUACUUACAGAGACAUGAUACACGAUACACGACACAUGCACACACACACACCGAUACACUCACACAGGCACGCAGACACGCACGCACAUGCACACACACACUGAACUCAUCUGAUGUCAGCCCUUACACCAUGAACCCUGCACACACACACACACACACACA